Messenger RNA from Drosophila pseudoobscura, 1861 nucleotides. RefSeq names its product DDB1- and CUL4-associated factor 10 homolog. Bases 171 to 1715 code for a protein of 514 amino acids. Gene Ontology annotation, molecular function: protein binding. Gene Ontology annotation, cellular component: Cul4-RING E3 ubiquitin ligase complex. NCBI's taxonomy places the organism in Eukaryota, Metazoa, Arthropoda, Insecta, Diptera, Drosophilidae. The record is from RefSeq and is a predicted model, not a curated record. The transcript has a single exon.
CAUACAUAUGACAUGCAUGCUUACAUGUAUAUGAUACGGUCAUAGAAACGGAAAAACGGACGUCGUUAAAUAAAACAAAAGCGCCGCCCAUUGACCGCAACAAGUACUACCGAUUUGAUAGUUGAGUUGGCCGGCCAUUUUUAGUUUUUACUUUUUCGUUUGAUCCUGACAUGAAAAUUAUAACUAUGGAGCAAUAUCUAAGUCGGCGCGAGCGUGGCUUCCAAUCGUGGGGAGAUGAGAACUUUAUAAUGCGUCGCAUAUACACAAGCAUAAACAUGUUUAACAGCUAUCAUACCAACCAGGAAUCCGGCGAGACUGAACGCGUCGGUGGAGGCGUUUUUAAUCUGGAAUUCAAUGCCGAUGGAAAUGUAAUAGUGGCCGCCACCGAGCGGAAGUCCGUGUUGGUGUUCGAUGUCAUCACACAGAAGGAAAUUUUCAAGGUACCCGAUGCCCACACCGACUGCGUCAAUUGCAUCAAGUUCGUCGACGCGCGCAUCUUUGCUACGGGCUCUGACGAUUUAACCGUCGCAAUGUGGGACCUGCGCAACAUGCGCGAAAAGCUUCGUGUCUUGCAUGGCCAUUCCAAUUGGGUGAAGAACAUCGAGUACUCGCCCAAGGACAAGCUGCUAGUCACCUCCAGCUUCGAUGGCAGCAUCUUGACCUGGGACACCGCCUCGUACACGGAACAGGGCCUCAUCUCAGAGCACGUAUUCCAUGUCAGUGGCCUCUUGAGAUGCCGCAUCUCCCCGAUGGGCGACAAACUGGUGCUGUGCACCAGCGGUGGAUACAUCAUGGUCAUCCAUCGUCUGGACUUGACCACAUUAAACGAUGACCUCGGUGGCUUCAAACCUGGCGUCUAUCGUCUCAUGCAGGUGGUCGAUCAGUACAUACCAGUGGCGGCCAAAUUCGAUCAUUUGUUCUCGAGGCGCCAGAAGAGGAACCGCGUGGAGCUGGUCACAGAUUUUCCGGAGCGCAACGAUGCCGAUAUAAUACUGGCCCUGCAGAUUCAUCCGAACUCCCGCUGCAUGCUGACGCGUGUGAGCUACGAUGAGAAUCGAGAGUGGACAUGCAUACACGACAUUAACGAGGACGUGGCCAACAUGAAAAAACGCCACCCAUCCUCAUCUCCGACACGCCGCAUAUCGAACUAUAAUAGAACUAACGGCCGUGGUGGAACCGCCGCAUACGCACAGCAUCUUCAUGAACAACCCGAAAGCUUUCCGCGCGACAUCUGGGCAGCCGAGUUAACCGUCCAACAGCGUGCCAUACGCCCAACUGCAUAUAAUUCAGUGCAUGCCAUUAGCAGUGAGGUCUUGCCAUUGCGUCAGGCGAUACCGGCAAGCCAACGCCAUCGCCUAGCGCGUCGUCCCUUUGUGGACCCAGAACCGAAAUCCAAAAAGCUCAUGUACUAUAUUUCCGAGGCGAAUGUCAAGCCUACCUACAUCAAGGAGCCGGGCUUCUCCGCCGACGGUCGCAUCAUCUGCUCGCCCUACGACAAUGGCGUGCGCCUCUUGGGCUACAGCGCCGACUGCAGCGACUAUCCCAUCUACACGACGUUCGAGGAGGGGAAGCAGAGCCCACGCCAAAUGGUGGUACUGGCACACCUGAAAGAGCACCAGGAUGCGGUGCUCUGUGCCAAGUUCAGUCCCCGGGAGCCCCUACUCGUCACGGGCUGCGCCACAGGGGAUGUGACCUGGUAUCGACCCAAUCUUUAGAAUUGCAUUUUUUAAAAUAUGUUUUAGUUUUCCAUAAACUUUGUAAUUGGUUCUUUCUUUUAUUUAAUGUACAAGAACCGUAGUCAUUACCGUGACUAACCCCAAGAAUCUCUUGUUUAGAAAUACAUAGAACACUGGUGGACCGA